Candidula unifasciata is the source of this 256-nucleotide messenger RNA. The record is from the annotation of a GenBank genome assembly. NCBI's taxonomy places the organism in Eukaryota, Metazoa, Mollusca, Gastropoda, Stylommatophora, Geomitridae.
AUGCAAGUAACUGUAAAGGAUGCUAGUAACUGUGUAAAGGAUGCUAGUAACUGUGUAAAGGAUGCUAGUAACUGUGUAAAGGAUGCCAGUAACUGUGUAAAGGAUGCCAGUAACUGUGUAAAGGAUGCUAGUAACUGUGUAAAGGAUGCUAGUAACUGUGUAAAGGAUGCUAGUAACUGUGUAAAGGAUGCUAGUAACUGUGUAAAGGAUGCUAGUAACUGUGUAAAGGAUGCUAGUAACUGUGUAAAGGAUGCCA